AUGCCACGCAGUCAUGGGAGCAAGGCGGUUGCAGCUGCGGCUGCUGGAGCCGUAGUCACAGGAGGAGCUAUGGCUUUCACUGCCGGUCCGGGCGUCGCGGUGCCAAACAAGGUGCACAGCCACAGCUCAGCUGCUCCCGUCCAGCCAACCUCGGCGCCGGGCGCGGUAUCUGUGGCAACUGCUGCUCUGGGAGCAGCAGCGAUCGGCUCUGCGGCGGCUCGAGGGUCGCGCAGGGAGGCGAAGAAGAGGACAGCUGUGACGGUGAACCCUGAUGACAUGGAUGAGGUCUGUGAACAGACGGGGGUCACCCUUAGCCGCUAUUGCAUAGAGCUGGCGAACCGUGGCAUCAUUGACUCCGAUCUGGACUCGAUCCUGAAUUCCAUCCGUGAGGCUUCCAAGGUCAUCUCCAAGCUUGUCAACACAGCUCCGCUCCAGCAGGCUGAACUCUUGGGGCUGCAGGGCGAGAUCAAUGUCCAGGGCGAGGAUCAGAAGAAGCUGGAUGUUAUUACGAACGAUGUCUUCAAGAAUGCCCUUCGAUACACAGGUAAGCUGGGAACGCUUGCCUCAGAGGAGGAGGAUGAGCCGGUGGAUGGUUGGCUGGGAUCAAACGAGAGCGAGGCGAUCCCAGUGUUGUCAGAGGAGUUUGCGGAGACUGGAAAGUACAUCUGUGUCUUUGACCCUCUGGAUGGCAGCAGCAACGUAGAUGCAGGAAUCCCUGUGGGCACCAUCUUUGGAGUAUUCGAGGAGCCGAACAUGGCGGAGUGCGAGCUGCCUGAAGAUCUAUCGGCCGGUUUGACAGAUGAGCAGCAAAGGUGCCUUGCCGGCACUCUGCAGCCCGGAAAGUCCCUGGUGGCUGCUGGAUACGUCCUGUACUCUGCCUCCACGGAGCUCGUCCUGACCUUCGGCCACGGUGUGGUGGGCUUUACGCUGGACACCAGCAUCGGUGAGUUUGUCAUGACUCGACCUUCGAUCAAGAUUCCUGCCAGGGGCAAGAUCUACUCCUGCAAUCAGGCCAACAUUGGGGAGUGGGAUGAGCCAAUGAGGCAGUACAUCUCCGACAUCCGCGCCGGAACCGGCGAGUCUGGCAAGCCGUAUUCGCUGCGCUACAUCGGUUCCAUGGUCGGCGACAUCCACCGCACCCUCUUGUACGGCGGCAUUUUUGCAUACCCAGCAGACACGAAGAACCAGGAUGGCAAGCUGCGCCUCCUCUACGAAGGAGCACCCAUGUCUUUCAUCAUGGAGCAGGCUGGUGGCAAGGCGAUCACCGGCCACAGCAGAGUCUUGGACAUUCCGCCACAAUUCGUGCACCAGCGUGUGCCGGUGAUCCUGGGCUCCGCUGAUGACGUGGAAGAGUGCCGCAAGUACUAUGACAAGUCGGACGAUCCAGCUUUGAAGGAGCGCUGCGAGCGACGACUUCAAGGCCUGGUGCGAGCAUGA
This is a messenger RNA of Symbiodinium pilosum, 1437 nucleotides long. The record is from the annotation of a GenBank genome assembly. Lineage: Eukaryota; Dinophyceae; Suessiales; Symbiodiniaceae.